AUGGAAGUACAAUCCAACAUAAAGGACGAAUUUGGUAGUUUGGUAAACUUUAACCACGCGAAGCUAACUUUCAGAAUUCUAGGAAACGACAUCAAGAUUAAGCUGCCAAAUAAUUUGUUUUACAACUCUAGCGCGAAUCGCGAUGAAUUGGACAAACCGAGAAAUCUCCAAAAUUUAUACCAAGGUUCUCUUCAGGAGGUAAAAGCUCCGCAAGAUGAUAUUCCUCUCCUCGAUAUUUUGAGGUGCUUCGCAAAAGUGGAAAAUGACUAUGAGCGGUAUAAAAGUGUGGCAAAGCAAACUAGGUUUUAUUCUCAAGUGUGUGUACGGCAAACCCAACUUGUGACUGCUUAUGUGGUUGAGACAUUGAGCUGUUCGCUAACAUCUUUCGGUCCAGGCCAACCGCUCGAGAAGAUCUCGUAUAAUUGUGUACACGAAAGGGUGACGAUACAGACAUACGGAAUCGUGGAAGACGCGAACCUCACAACGAUGAGUCCGUCAGGAAGAUUCCUAAGAACAUCAAAAAGUGGAUGCGACUCUUUCCAUGGCAAUACACACGCGGCUUUUAUUCGAGUUCAGAUCAUGCCUCGAACACAAUCUUUGAGAAUGAUGUUUUCAAGGGUAGAAGAAUGCCUCACUGGGAGUGAGGAUUCUUUGUGUUUGAUCUUUGGUAGAAAAUUCAAUAAGAAAUCACUCGAAAACGUGUACACCAGCGCCCCGAUGUUUACCACUGCCGCCACUAUGCUCAGCGCAUUCAUAUUGAAGCUAUUGAAGAAUGGAAAGACUGGAUUAAGUCCAGUGCAUUUUUUGGAAGUCGGUGGUGGGACUGGCGGUUCGUCCAGCCGCCAAUCUUUCCACAACCAUCAUCGGAGGAGAUAG
Messenger RNA from Botrytis porri, 876 nucleotides. RefSeq lists its product as uncharacterized. The record is from RefSeq and is a predicted model, not a curated record. Lineage: Eukaryota; Fungi; Ascomycota; Leotiomycetes; Helotiales; Sclerotiniaceae. The coding region runs from base 1 to 876 and encodes 291 amino acids. The transcript has a single exon.